UAAAUGCUCCCUCAACUAACCUAUACAUUUCCUCCCAAAUAUUCAUCAUAUGAAAAAUCCACUUCCUUUUUUUGGUUAUAUAUACAUUUCCAUAUUUCACGGUUUCGUCCUUAUAUUAUAUACUGUGGUUUUGGCUCACACAUGCAAUUAUCAUUUUGAUUCUUAAUUAGCUUCUUUUUGAGUUGAAAAACAUAUUAUUAGGAUGAAGAGUUUCUCAGUACAAGUAAGUAGUGGAAGAGAAGGACAAGAUGGUCGUCCGGCUGUGGGUCCCAUCUAUCGGAAUAUUCUCUCCAAGGAUGAAUUUCCACCGCCUCAUCCUGAAGUGUCAACUACUUGGGAUUCUUUCAGGCUUUCUGUUGAGAAGUAUCCAGGAAAUAAAAUGUUGGGUUGGCGUGAAAUGGUUGAUGGCAAGUGGGGACCCUAUCUUUGGAAAACAUACAGAAAUGUCUAUGAAGAAGUUCUAAAGAUUGGUUCAGCAUUACGGGCAUGUGGGGCUCAACCAGGUGCAAGGAUUGGGAUAUAUGGUGCUAAUUGUCCUCAAUGGAUUGUAGCAAUGGAGGCUUGUGCUGCUGAUAGUUUGAUAUGUGUCCCUCUCUAUGAUACCUUAGGUCCUGGUGCUAUAAAUUACAUAAUCGACCAUGCUGAAAUUGAUUAUGUUUUGGUCCACCCUGAUAAAGUCAAAGAAUUGCUGAACCCUGAUUGCACUUCCAGUAAACGGUUAAAAUCGGUUGUUUGUUUUACAUCGUUAACUGAAGAAGAAACUCAGAAGGCUCGUAAUGCAGGGAUAGAAGCAUACUCAUGGAAUCAAUUUCUUCAAAUGGGGAAAGAAAAUCCAUCAGAACUUGUGCCUCCACAAACAAUCAACAUUUGUACAAUAAUGUACACAAGUGGUACGAGUGGAGAUCCCAAAGGUGUUAUCUUAACACAUGAAACUAUGGCUAUGUUUAUAUGCGGAUUGAAUAUUUUCAUGGACCAAUUUGAAGACAAGAUGUCGGUGGAUGAUGUGUAUCUAUCAUUCCUUCCCCUGGCUCAUGUACUAGAUCGAGUGGUCGAGGAAUAUUUUUUCCAUAAGGGUGCUUCUGUUGGCUACUUUCAUGGGAAUGUUAGAGAAAUUGGUGAAGAUCUCAUGGAGUUAAAGCCAACUUUUUUUGCUGGUGUACCUAAAGUGUUCGACCGUGUAUAUGAAGGCAUACAGAAGGCAAUUGCAGAUCUUCUUCCACACAGAAGGAUGAUUUUUCACCUUCUUUACAAAUACAAAUUAUUCUGGAUGAAUUUAGGGUACAAACAUAAAAAUGCAUCCCCUUUAGCAGAUCUUCUAGCUUUCAGAAAGGUAAAGAACAAGUUAGGUGGUAGGAUUCGACUAAUGGUAAGUGGAGCUGCACCUUGGAGCGAAGAAGUGGAGGAGUUUUUGCGCGUAACUUGUGGUUGUUUUGUACUUCAAGCCUAUGGAUUGACAGAAACUUGUGGAUUGUCCACAGUUUGCUUCCCUGAUGAAAUGUCUAUGCUAGGAUCUGUCGGUGUUCCGUCUGUAUACACUGAAUUGUGCCUUAAAGAGGUUCCGGAGAUGGGUUACCAUCCGCUAACUGAUCCUCCUCGCGGAGAGAUAUGUUUGAGGGGUAAAACACUCUUUUCUGGAUACUAUAAAAACCCUCAGUUAACUGCAGAAUCCAUCAGAGAUGGAUGGUUUCACACAGGUGACAUAGGAGAGAUGCUUCCUAACGGGACAGUAAAGAUCAUCGACAGAAAGAAGAAUCUGAUUAAACUCUCACAAGGAGAGUAUGUCGCGCUUGAGUAUAUAGAGAAAGUAUACAGCAUUAGUCCCAUUGUUGAAGAUAUUUGGGUUUAUGGAGACAGCUUGAAAUCGAUGCUGGUUGCUGUUGUGGUGCCAAAUGAAGAUAACACCAAAAAAUGGGCAGAUAAAAAUGGAUGUAAAGGCACGUUUGCUCAGUUAUGCUCCCUCAACGAGUUCAGAACUUAUGUCCUCUCUGAGCUUAGAGUUGCUGGGGAAAGAAACAAGCUUAGAGGUUUUGAACAUGUCAAGGGAGUCAUUCUAGAAUCUCAAACCUUUGAAAUGAUACCAAGUUUGCUAACACCAACCAUGAAGAAGAGGAGGGAUAAAGUGCUAAAACAUUAUCAGGCAGAAAUUGAUGACCUAUACUGCACCUUGGCUAAAGGAAAAUGCUGAAAUUUUGCUGCUCUGUGGAGGCCGGCUAAAGAAAUUGUGAACAUUAUAGUGUCUUUAUGUGUUUGUGUAUUAUUAUCAUGUAUCCUAUAGAAGGUGUGCAAGUGGUUGAACAGGGUGCUUAGCUUGUAUGGCUUUCUGUACAAAAUCUGUUUUAGGCCAGUGUUUGAAGAGAAAGGAAAGAUGCAAAGUUAUCAUCAAUAAAAUUAACUUCUUAGUGUUAAAAAA
Messenger RNA from Beta vulgaris subsp. vulgaris (sugar beet), 2410 nucleotides. Its product is annotated as long chain acyl-CoA synthetase 1. The transcript is spliced from 21 exons. Gene Ontology annotation, molecular function: long-chain fatty acid-CoA ligase activity. The record is from RefSeq and is a predicted model, not a curated record. Gene Ontology annotation, biological process: fatty acid metabolic process; wax biosynthetic process; cutin biosynthetic process. The coding region runs from base 203 to 2185 and encodes 660 amino acids. Gene Ontology annotation, cellular component: membrane; endoplasmic reticulum. Lineage: Eukaryota; Viridiplantae; Streptophyta; Magnoliopsida; Caryophyllales; Amaranthaceae.